Nomascus leucogenys (northern white-cheeked gibbon) is the source of this 7878-nucleotide messenger RNA. It is a transcript of the gene SLCO4A1, whose product is annotated as solute carrier organic anion transporter family member 4A1. NCBI's taxonomy places the organism in Eukaryota, Metazoa, Chordata, Mammalia, Primates, Hylobatidae. Bases 2427 to 4853 code for a protein of 808 amino acids. The transcript has 13 exons. Gene Ontology annotation, molecular function: protein binding. Gene Ontology annotation, cellular component: membrane. Gene Ontology annotation, biological process: transmembrane transport; sodium-independent organic anion transport. The record is from RefSeq and is a predicted model, not a curated record.
AGAACUUAAGGUAUAAUAAAUAAUAGUUUAUUCCCCCCAGCUCCGGAGGCCAGGAACCCAAAAUCCACACGGGCUGUGCUCCCCCUGGGGCUCUGAGGAGGGUCCUUCCUGCCCCAGUGGCUCCCCGGGGCUCCAGGUGGUCCUGGGAGCGCCACGCCCAUCUCUGUCUCUGUCUGCAGGUGGCCUCUGUGUCAUCUUCUCCUCUAAAUGCACCUGUCACCGGGUUUAGGGCCCACCCUAAUCCAGGAUGAUCUCUUCUCAGAUCACUCAUCACAUCUGCAAAGACGCUUUUUCCAAAUAAGGUCACGCGCUCAGGUUCCAGGUGAAUGUGACUGCCCGGGGAAUGUGGGGGGCACCAGUCCAUCCACCCCAGCCCCAGCGCAGGCCCAGUGAGCAGACUCUGUAAGGAGCUGCCAGGAGGAUCCUGGGGCAUUACCCAGCCCAGGUCCCCAUGGGACUGCCUGCUGUCCCUGCAUCUCCGUGCAUCUCUGUGCGUCGCCGGCUGUGGCUGGAAGGAGGCCCCAUGGCCGGAUACUUAGGGCUUCGGACUCUGCAGAGCCCCGAGCGCGGCUGAUGUGGCCCCGGCCUCAGCCCGACGUCAGUGGGCAGCAUUUCUCAUGCUUUGUGUUUUGGAGCCUCCCAGGCUGUGACGUUUCAUGGACUGAAUAAGCUCCAGAAGCGCCAGGGUCCCUGUUGAAUGUGAUACAAUGUGGCCCAAUAUGGACACGCCACCACCCACCCCACUCCACCCCCACAGUGAAGACAAAAGACCCCAGACUGUGUACUUAGGCAACAGAAACGAGGCCCCCUCUUACUGCCGAGGACCAGAAAUCAGGGAUCAUGGUGUCUGCAAGGCCGGCCGCCUUGGAGGGAAGGAGCUGCUCCCAGCCUCCCUCCCAGGCAGGGGAAUGGUCUGCACAUCCACGUUCUCCUUUUAGAAUACGGACACCGGUCACAUUGGAUCAGGGCCCACCCAAUGUCGCUGUUUAACCUUAGUCACUUCUUUAAAGGCCUGAGUUUCAAAAACUGUCAUAUUUGGAGGUAUUGGGGUUUAAGUCUCCAAGACAGCUUCUUUUAGGGGUCACAAUUCAGGCAUAAUAGGAGGUGCCCCAGAUGGCAAGCACCUUGAGGUCUGCGGGAAAGACCGUCUCAGGGUGGGGGCAGCACAGGUGUUCUGUAUCACAGCAGACCCAGGAAGGACCCUCCCAGGGUGGGGGCAGCACAGGUGUUCUGUAUCACAGCAGCCCUGGGAAGGACCCUCCCAGGGCGGGGGCAGCACAGGUGUUCUGUAUCACAGCAGCCCCGGGAAGGACCCUCCCAGGGUAGGGGCAGCACAAGUGUUCUGUAUCACAGCAGCCCCGGGAAGGACCCUCCUAGGGCCGGGGCAGCACAGAUGUUCUGUAUCACAGCAGCCCGGGGAAAGACCCUCUCAGGGCGGGGACAGCACCGGUGUUCCACAUCAUAGCAGCCCUGUUUAUUCACCGGUUUAUUUCUGACGGGGAAACCCCUUAAGAUGCAGAGAGGCUAUAGCCACCUGGGUUCCCCAGAAGGUCUUGGGCAGUAGGGGGGAACUGUUGCUCCAAGAAUUGGUGUGGGGAGUGAGGAGGUGCCCUGCAGAGCCUCGGGAUGGUGGGGAAACAGGGCCGGUGAGGGCAGUGGGGUUCAGAAGGAAGGUGGUAUGUGGGCACGUUUUCCUGGUAACUGGUCCACGUGGCUGCCAACUGCAGCUUCUGUUAGCCACAGGCAGCGACGCCAGCUGCCACAGACCAAGGCCGACCCAGCACCGGCCAGAGCUCGGCGGCCAGGGGUGUCUCCAGUGCUGGGGGCUUAUGUGGCCCAGGAGGCUGCUUCCAGCUCAUUCCUGCACCUCCCAAACUCUGCACUGAGAGGAGCUCCUUUUUCAUGCCACAGGGUACAGAAAGCUGCCAGGGUGUGAAUUUAAGGACGAACAAGGUCAGGCUCCAGGACCAACGUGGUAGGCCCCCUGUGGAGUGCAUCAGGGCCACUCGGCUGCAAAUGGCGGGGGACAUGGCUGACACCGCGAGCGGGGGCAGGCGGGGUGCAGGUCGGGGUGACCUGGGACCCCAGUGUCUAACUCGGCCUCUGCGUCUCAGCUUCACUCUCCACCGCGUGGCCCCGUCUCAGCUUCACUCUCCACCGCGUGGCCCCGUCUCAGGCCCUGCCGUCGUCACAGCCUGACGCCACACCGCUGAAGUGGCAGCUUCUCCUUCCAACAGUUCUAAAAAGGGCAGGAAUCAAGUCCCUGUGAGCAAGCUGGGCACAGCCCCCCACCUUCCCACAGUGGAGCUGUGGCUGGGAGACACAGUGCCUGAGUGUGGAUCUGGCCAGACGCCACCCUGGAUUUGGGAGGCUCUUGAGACAAGGCAGGCAGAGCUUUGAGCCACCCCCAUGAUGGGUGUGCUGGAAUGUUCCCGCCUGGACGUGCUGUACCCAUGGAGAGACAUGAGCUUGCUAACCAGACAUUCUUCUCACAGGACACGCCAGCCCCUUGGAUACCACUUGGCCACUCCCACUGCGUGGCUGAAGCCUUGAGGUCACCAGGCGGAGGCGCGGAGAUGCCCCUGCAUCAGUUGGGGGACAAGCCACUCACCUUCCCCAGCCCCAAUUCAGCCAUGGAAAAUGGGCUUGACCACACCCUACCCAGCAGGAGGGCAUCCCCGGGCACACCCCUGAGCCCCGGCUCCCUGUGCUCCGCUGCCCAUAGCCCCCUGGACACCAGCAAACAGCCCCUCUGGCAGCUCUGGGCUGAGAAGCGUGGCGCCCGGGGGACCCACGAGGUGCGGCACGUCUCGGCCGGGCAGAGCGUGGCGUGUGGCUGGUGGGCCUUCGCACCCCCGUGCCUGCAGGUCCUCAACACGCCCAAGGGCGUCCUGUUCUUCCUGUGCGCGGCCGCGUUCCUGCAGGGCAUGACUGUGAACGGCUUCAUCAACACAGUCAUCACCUCCCUGGAACGCCGCUAUGACCUGCACAGCUACCAGAGCGGGCUCAUCGCCAGCUCCUACGACAUCGCCGCCUGCCUCUGCCUCACCUUCGUCAGCUACUUCGGGGGCUCAGGGCACAAACCGCGCUGGCUGGGCUGGGGUGUGCUGCUUAUGGGCACGGGGUCGCUGGUGUUCGCGCUGCCCCACUUCACGGCUGGCCGCUAUGAGGUGGAGGUGGACGCGGGUGUCGGGACGUGCCCUGCCAACCCCAGCGCGGCGUGUGGGGACAGCACCUCGGGCCUGUCCCGCUACCAGCUGGUCUUCAUGCUGGGCCAGUUCCUGCAUGGCGUGGGUGCCACACCCCUCUACACGCUGGGCGUCACCUACCUGGAUGAGAACGUCAAGUCCAGCUACUCGCCCGUCUACAUUGCCAUCUUCUACACCGCGGCCAUCCUGGGCCCCGCUGCCGGCUACCUGAUCGGAGGUGCCCUGCUGAACAUCUACACGGAAAUGGGCCGACGGACGGAGCUGACCACCGAGAGCCCACUGUGGGUCGGUGCCUGGUGGGUUGGCUUCCUGGGCUCUGGGGCCGCUGCCUUCUUCACCGCCGUUCCCAUCCUUGGUUACCCUCGGCAGCUGCCAGGCUCCCAGCGCUAUGCGGUCAUAAGAGCGGCGGAAAUGCACCAGUUGAAGGACGGCAGCCGUGGGGAGGCGAGUAACCCGGACUUUGGGAAAACCAUCAGAGACCUGCCUCUCUCCAUCUGGCUCCUCCUGAAGAACCCCACGUUCAUCCUGCUCUGCCUGGCUGGGGCCACUGAGGCCACACUCAUCACCGGCAUGUCCACGUUCAGCCCCAAGUUCUUGGAGUCCCAGUUCAGCCUGAGUGCCUCAGAAGCUGCCACCUUGUUUGGGUACCUGGUGGUGCCAGCGGGCGGUGGCGGCACCUUCCUGGGCGGCUUCUUUGUGAACAAGCUCAGGCUCCGGGGCUCCGCGGUCAUCAAGUUCUGUCUGUUCUGCACCGUUGUCAGCCUGCUGGGCAUCCUCGUCUUCUCCCUGCACUGCCCCAGCGUGCCCAUGGCGGGCGUCACAGCCAGCUACGGUGGGAGCCUCCUGCCUGAAGGCCACCUGAACCUAACGGCUUCCUGCAACGCUGCCUGUGGCUGCCAGCCAGAGCGCUACAGUCCCGUGUGCGGCUCGGACGGCCUCGUGUACUUCUCACUGUGCCAUGCGGGGUGCCCUGCGGCCACCGAGACGAAUGUGGAUGGCCAGAAGGUGUACCGAGACUGUAGCUGUGUCCCUCAGAAUCUUUCCUCUGGUUUUGGCCAUGCCACUGCAGGGAAAUGCACUUCAACUUGUCAGAGAAAGCCCCUCCUUCUGGUUUUCAUAUUCGUUGUAAUUUUCUUUACAUUCCUCAGCAGCAUUCCUGCACUAACGGCAACUCUACGAUGUGUCCGUGACCCUCAGAGAUCCUUUGCCCUGGGAAUCCAGUGGAUUGUAGUUAGAAUACUAGGGGGCAUCCCGGGGCCCAUCGCCUUCGGCUGGGUGAUCGACAAGGCCUGUCUGCUGUGGCAGGACCAGUGUGGCCAGCAGGGCUCCUGCUUGGUGUACCAGAACUCAGCCAUGAGCAGCUACAUACUCAUCAUGGGGCUCCUGUACAAGGUCCAUGAAGUUGACCAAAGGCCACACAGCCACGGGAGACACAGUGGCCACCCUGGAGCGUCUACAAUGAAGGCCAAGGGCGUGUGGAGGAAGAGCCGUCUGAGCCGAGGCCUCGGGAGGAGCCAGCAGGCAAAGGAGGCCAAAGAAACCACGCAGUGGCGUCCAGGGCAGGGCAGGUGCGUCAUCUGGACAGGAUGCAGAGACAUGCCCUUCCACCAACCAUCUGAGGAGAACUUGGCACCCACACGUUGAGCCUGGAAAGGGCCACGCCAGGAGGCAGUGCACGGGGCAGAGCCUCUGAGCCAGACAAGGGGAGGUCCUUCGGGAGGCCCCUGCCAUCCCCCGCUCUGGGUGGGCCUCUCCAGCCAGACUCUGCUCCCCAAGGGCAGGGCUGGGCCUAAGCCACACCUCGGGGUGCACGGGCUAUGGGGGGCCGCUCCUGGACACGGAAGGACGACACCAGCUUCCCUGUGCCUCUGCUGGGGCCGCAGGUCCCAUGUUGUAAGCCUGGCCACUACGCUGCCAGCCUAGCACAGCCUCCAGGGCAGCCAUGGCCCAACCUGCCUUCCUAGCCUCAGGGGUAUCCCUGAGCACAUGGGAGUGCAGGAAAAUGUACCCCCAGGGGAUUCCCACUCACCUCCCGGCCACACCCUACCAGGCACUAGUGCAGUGCUGCAGCCACCCCUGGGCCUUGCCCACCCCCACCCACUCGGUCCCAGCACCACCAGCUUCAUUGCCUUCCAGGCACUCAGCAGCAUAAGAGACCUACACACACCACACACACACACACACACACACCACGUGCACACAUACACAGAAGGGGCUGACUCACACACCACCCCAUAUGCAAGCCCCAGAAGUGGGCGUCCACUGAGCAGCAGAGAUACCCAUCCCAGAGGGCAAGGAGGAUCCCUGGGGUCCCCACGAGGACACCUCACCCAGGUCCUGCCCACGCCCCCCCACGAGGCCCCUUUGGGAGGGCGGCUGCCCCCCACACCACUCAGUGCUAGAGCUUACCCAUGCACCUCCAGCCCUGUGCAACCCUGCCCGUGCACCAAUGACCCCACUCACCCCUGACCCUGCUCACCCCAACCCCGCUCACCCCUAGCCCCACCAGGUUCUUAAGCAAAAGCUCAGUCUGUAUGCACACAGCAAACACAACUCUGCCUGUAUUUCCUGGGGGUUUGGGGCUCACAUUGGGCACUGGAGGCUCUCCUGAGUGAGUAAGAGCAGCAGCUCAGGCUUUUGAAGGCAAAAUGGAAUGGACGCAGGGCCCAGGAGACACCAACUGGGUGAGAGCAGGGCUCCAGAGCCAGCAGAUGGCCGGGGUGGGGGAUGCACGACCCUGCCACCCGCUCCAGCAAACCCGGUCCCCUGACUUGGGUUGUGUCCAGCAACCGCUUUCUGGGCUGGAAGGCAGAGCUGCCAGGAGGAAGGAGUCCCUCUGCAAUGUCAGAAGCACCAAACACAGGGGAGACCUAACUUCCAGGGCCUGGGGGAAGCUGGGGUGGCCAGGCUGGUGGGAAGGAGAUAUUAACAUUUUCCGAGAAGCCCUUUAAUUCUUCCAAAUAAACCGAACGAGUACAAACCUCAGCAUGGAAGCACAUCUUUCUAGAAGCUGGAAAAUCAGACUCAUCACAAAAGCUCGAGCAAAGUUAAUUUUCUCUGACAUUUCCUCUUGUGGUUAGUCUUGGAACCGGCAGGUGGCCAGAGGCGCCCCAUUCUUUCCCAUAAAUGGACGGUCUCUAAGGAAUCAAGUCAGGCCCUCAUCUCCAAACCCUCAUCCCAUUUUUCCCCGGCCUGCACGUGGCCGGCUGUGCCCUGUGCCUCGCAGGCCUGUCCCCGGCUGUGCCCCGUGCCUCGCAGGCCUGUCCCCGGCUGUGCCCCGUUCGUCGCAGGCCUGUGCCUUGGGCAGAGUGGCUCCCUCUCUCCAUCAGUCCUUCCUCCAUCGCACCAGUGCUCGUGCAGAAGCCGAGGCUCACAGACAUCACCUUAGGCACUGAGGAUACCAGCUGCCCGAACGGACAGACGGACAGAUGCUCAGCCUCCUCAGGCGCUGACCCAUGGCUUCGCAGGCUGGAUGAGCAGCAGGUCUCUACGGGGGACGUGGCAGAGGGGACCCCAGCCCCAGCAGGGCCCAGCGAGCCGGGUGCCCAGCACAGCACUCACCUGAGCAGCCGUCUCCACCCCGCAUGGAGCCCCCUCCUGGGGACCGCCCCUUUCCAAAGACUCCCUGGUCAUCUAAGACCCCCAGACCCUCUGGACGGCGACCGCCAUGCCUUGAGAACUCACGGAGGCUGAGGCAGAGCCGUAGGGAUCCUGCCAAGCUGCCUGAUUCCUUGUGUUCCUGGCAGGGGGGAUCCACAUCAUCCUCACCCCACUCCAUUUGUGGGACGGGGCACCCAGGAGUGUCCGGGACUGAGGAAGGGGGUGGGCCUGAGGGAACCCCAACCUGCAGAAAUAAUCAUGGAAGGGGUGGAGCAGAUGCGGGGGACCCGCGUCCCCACCCUCACCCCCAGGGGCUGAGCCGACGCCUGCAGCCAGCGCCUGCAUUCCUGUUCACAUGGGCUUCCCUGGCCUCUGCGCCUGCUUUGCGCCUGCACGGCAGAUGAACGCCCCCAGCCCCCUUGCCUGGCGAGUGGGCCUAUCUGCCGUGGAUUCCCCAGCUGCACAGUGCCUCGGGUGCCCGCGGUGGUCCUGCCCCCCGCCUCGCGUCGGCCACCUCUGUGCUCCAGCGGUGCUUCCUGUGUGCCCUCCCAGUAAACCUCCUGCACCUGACCCCAGUCUCCCCUCUGUCUCAGGGGGCCUGACAACCUCUGGGUGCCCGACGUCUCAUCAAGUCCUUUGAUACCCCAGGGGAGUGGGGUUGACAGUUUUCCAGGGGAGGACGGAGCUCAACAGAGGGAGUCACCUGCACGAGGUCACCACAGGCUCUGACCCCGCAGCCAAGGAAGGCUCUGCAGGAGCCCCGGGAAUCCCAACCACAGAACAGGAGGGAGCUGCACGCUCUCACUCCACGCCCGCCCAACACCGAGCCGCAGGCCAGAGCCCUGGCUCCACCAUUACUCACUAUUAUCUCAGAUUUGCCAUUCAUUUUACCAGGAGAGAAACUGCGAAAGGAAAUUAACAUUUCCGUACUCUGCAGCGAGAUACUCUCAUGGACGCAUUCUGAGAUUUAUUCUUUAAUAAUGGAAAGGAAACACCCUACUGGUUUCCAAUUCGGGGCCUGACAGUUCAUCCUAUUCCAGGCAGAGAACCGCAAUUCAAUAAACGCGCU